AUAGCCACAAACAAUGUCCCAAAUUUUUAUAAUAUCAAUGUUAAUGAACUACGAGUAUGGUUGAUAGAUAAAGAUUCAACAUUAUCAUUAGAAAAUUUGAAUACACUAAACAAAGUGGUCACUUUUCAAAUAAAAUUUGAUGGAGAAAUGGAUUUUCCCAUUCCUUUGGGAUCAUCAAAUAAUAGGUAUGAAUCUUUGAAAAUAUUUGGCUCCUUUAAAGUUGUUGACAAAAGUGGUUAUGAACUCCCAGAUAGUUGUUUAUACUAUUACCAAUUCAAAGAAUCUCCAAAUUUUAAUAUCAACGGAAAACUUCCUUUUAAAAAAUAUCCAAAGAAUUUAACUACACUUAGUAUCUAUGCAUCUGGUUUAACCAUAUUCCCAACCGAUCUACCAAAUACCAUUGAAGCAUUGGAUAUUAAAAACAAUUUUCUAUCAAACAAUGGUGAAUUACCAGACCUUUCGAUGUAUCCUUUACUUAAUUACCUUUAUCUAUACAACACUGGGUUCUCAGGAUCAAUACCAGAAUCUUAUUGCUCUCUUCUAUGUAGUUUUCCAUUUAAUAAUCUUACUGGUACAUGGCCUCAAUGUAAAGUAUGUUAUGAAAGUGAUUUUUUUACCAGUUUUGAUAACAAUCCUUUGUUACAAAAAGGUGUUUGUGAUACUGGCUCUCUUGUCCCAAGUUUAAAAAUAGUUGGUAUAUCAGGCAAUAAAUAUCUUUUUUUAACUGGUAAUAAUUUAGGAUUAAGUGGUCCACACAUACAAAAAUAUAAUUUAUAUUUUAGUGUUGGUGUGAAACAGUCUGAAUAUAAUUUAUUAUGGUCUCCAUCAUACGGAGAAAUACCAGAAACUAUUGUGGUAACAAUUGGUCCAAGAGAUUUUAAACUAGCUACAAUAGAUUUAACACCAAUUUUUAUUAAUAUUUCGGGAUCCGGUAACGAAUAUAAUAUAACAGGUUCGAACUUCUCUUAUAAUAAAGCUGAUUUUAAAGUUAUGUUUGAAAAUAUUGAAGGUACAAUCAAAUAUAUUGAUUUCAAUACCAUUACAGUUCAAUUUGAUAACCCAGAAGAUUUACCAAAUGGAGAUGCUAUUCCUGCAAAAAUUAUAAAUAUAAAAUCAAAUCUCUCUGUUGAUUUUAAUGUCAAAAUAAAUAUUUUUAAACAUUGUACAUCAGAUUGUGGUGCUUCUAGUGGAAAAGGUUCAUGUGAUUCUAAAGUUGGCAAAUGUAUUUGUAUUCAAAAAUGGACAGGCGAUACAUGCAGUACUCCAAAUCAUUGUCCAAAAGAUUGCUCACUAAACGGUAUUUUAAAUGGAGAUUGUAACAAGUCAACAGGCCAAUGUAAAUGCUACUCUGGAUGGGGUGGAUUCGAUUGUAAUUCAAAAACAACAACAGAAAAUCCUUCAACAACCGGCAAUUGUGGUGCUUCUAGUGGAAAAGGUUCUUGUGAUUCUAAAGUUGGCAAAUGUAUUUGUAUUCAAAAAUGGACAGGCGAUACAUGCAGUACUCCAAAUCAGUUUUUAACAUCAGCAUCAUCAACAUCAACCAAAGGAGGUGUAGUAAAUUUGUAUGGUUGGUUCGGAACACCAAACGUAGGUUUAAAAAUAUAUAUCGAUGGAGCAGAAUGUAAACCUAUUCACACCAUUUCAGAAACAUUUGUAAACUGUACAAUUGGCGCAGGAUCAGGUACAAAAUCAAUUAAAAUUGUUCAAAAUAAUAAAGAGUGGAUCGGUAAUAAUAUGUUCCAUUAUAAUGAAGAUAACUAUAGUUGUCCAAAAGAUUGCUCACUAAACGGUAUUUUAAAUGGAGAUUGUAACAAGUCAACAGGUCAAUGUAAAUGUUACUCUGGAUGGGGUGGAUUCGAUUGUAAUUCAAAAACAACAACAGAAAAUCCUUCAACAACUGGCAGUACAACAACAACACCAUCACCAACUAAUCCACCUGAAAUUGAAAUUCCCAAAUCAAACACAACAGUUAACGAAAGUACAGGUUCAACAGUUAUCACCAAUCAACAAACACUAUAUGAAAUAUCAAUUAUAUCAUUAGUCGAGUUAGAUGUAUUAGACAAUGUUGUUUUAACUUAUAAUCUAACAAACAAAUGGGUUAUUGACAACAAUAUUACAAAUAACAAUAUUCAUAUAUUUAAACAAAAUAUUACAGAUAUUUGUAACAUUACAUAUACCGUUGAAGAUAUAAAAGAACAAAGAGAUUACGAAUUUGCAGGAUUACAAUUAACAUUAGAUAAAGACUCAAUUAAAAUAACAGUUUCAAUCCACAACUAUCCAUUUACAGGUUCUUUAAAUAAACUACAGCUUAGAAUAGAAUCAUCAGUAGAUGACAUUAACGAAAACAUAAAUAACCAAUGUAAUAAUAAAGAAACAUCAAUAGAUUCAGAACUAUUAAACAGCAACCAAUUAUUAAACUAUAUUACAAUUUCAAAAAAUCAAAAAGUAUUAAAUGGUAGAUUUAUCAAUAGAGUAUUAAGCGAUAACAGACAAUCAUUUAUUACAACAUCAUUAAUAUCAAAUACAACAAUACCAACACAAACAAACUCAACACAAAAUAAUAAAAAUAAACAAUCAUUUAUUAUUGGAAUAAAUUUACCAUACUUUACAGAAUCAUUAACAAUUGAUCCAGACUUUUCAGUAUUAGUAUCACCAUCAUUCAAGAAAUGCUCGAACUCAGGACGUGCAAGUUGGGUGUUACCAGUUGCAAUCGUUGUACCAUGUGUUGCAGUAGUUACAAUCCUUAUUGUUGGUGCCAUUGUUUACAAUAAAAACCGUACAUCGGUUUUAAUAAUUAAAAAAAAAUUUUCAUUUAAAAAGAACCACAAUUUAUACAUGCCAAAUGGAGAUGAAAAUGAAUUAAAAAAAUUUUAA
Messenger RNA from Dictyostelium purpureum, 2874 nucleotides. RefSeq lists its product as uncharacterized. The transcript is spliced from 5 exons. The annotation marks the transcript as partial. The record is from RefSeq and is a predicted model, not a curated record. NCBI's taxonomy places the organism in Eukaryota, Evosea, Eumycetozoa, Dictyosteliales, Dictyosteliaceae.